AGAGAGUGCACUACUUUUUGCAUGGAAAGCAAUGUUUCCAAAAGAGGAGUCAAAAAUUAGCCCGACAGAUGUUAGUGCAGCAAUGCUUAACAUGAAAGAUGGAGGUGAUUGGUUCAAGAGGAACUUCAUUGUUCUUAUGGUAUCACUACUGCUUGAGAGCACUCAGAAUGGGUAUGUUAAUCCAAUGAUUAUGAAUCAUUUGGAAGAUGUUGACAAGAUAAAAGAUUUUGAUUGGUGUGACCAUGUGCUGAAUUGUUUAAUUGAUAGUAAAGUGUCAUGGGAGAAGAAGAAAAACAAAGCUUUUACGGGCCCUUUGCUGUUUUUAAUGUUGUUCUAUGUUGACAGAGUGGUGAUGUACAGAAGAAAGGUGGAUAGAAGUUUACCUAUCAUGAAACUGUGGAAUGGGAAACUUCUUCGGGAGAGAGAACUGAUGGAAAUAGAAAGUGGGGGUUUUGGGAUGGGUCGCUGCGAAGGACCAUUCAUUUCGGAACAAUGUAUGCAGAAGGACAAACCACAUGGGGAAGGAGGAAGUGCAGACAGAGUUGAGGUGCAAUAUACUGAUGGUGAUAAUCCUGAGGAAUUUGUGAAGAGAUUCGCUCAGAAAACAAAUCUCUUGGCUGCAACUGUGAUUGAUGUUCUGAACAUGUGUGAACAAGCACCAACAAACUUAAUUGAAAUAGAGAAGUUCAUGAAGAUGCAAGAAGCUGC
This is a messenger RNA of Cuscuta europaea, 708 nucleotides long. Lineage: Eukaryota; Viridiplantae; Streptophyta; Magnoliopsida; Solanales; Convolvulaceae. The record is from the annotation of a GenBank genome assembly.